Molecule: messenger RNA, 1314 nt
Organism: Triticum dicoccoides
Lineage: Eukaryota; Viridiplantae; Streptophyta; Magnoliopsida; Poales; Poaceae
Product: putative cyclin-dependent kinase F-2
Exons: 1
Coding region: 1-1314 (437 amino acids)
Biological process (GO): protein phosphorylation; regulation of mitotic cell cycle
Cellular component (GO): nucleus
Molecular function (GO): ATP binding; protein serine/threonine kinase activity
Source: RefSeq, a predicted model, not a curated record
AUGGCUGCCGGCAAGCGACCAGCUGCCGGCCACGGGACGGAUCAAGAACCAGAAAUCUCCUGCUGCAAAAGGAGGCGCGUCCGCAUCGGCAGCACCGCGGCCUUCGAGUUCGAUGACACGCCCUGCCUCGGCGAGGGCAGCUUCGGCGCCGUCCUCAAGGCGCGCCACCGCGUCACGGGCAAGACCGUCGCCAUCAAGGUCCUCCGCUCCAGCGGCGAUCUUGUCACCGCCAACAAAGAGAUCCAGGACGAGGCCGGCUUCCUCGAGGCCUGCACCCCGAACCCUUACGUCGUCGGCUCCCACGGACUCUUCCGCGACCCUGAGACCUACAACCUCUGCCUCGCCAUGGACUACGUCGGGCCCAACCUCCACGCUUUCUUGUCCGAGAGGCCGCCGCUACCGGAGGCCAUCGUGAAAGCCUACAUGUGGCAGCUCCUCACCGGCGCCAACAAGAUGCACAACCACCGCAUCCUCCACCGCGACAUCAAGCCCCACAACAUCCUGGUCGGGGAAGGAGGAAAGAUCCUAAAGUUCUGCGACCUCGGGCUGGCCAUGUCCUUGAAGACCGCGAGGAAGCCGUACGAGUUCGCCGGCACCAUGCCCUACAUGGCCCCCGAGAUGCUCCUGGGGAGGCCGGACUACGACGCGGGCGUCGACGUGUGGUCGCUGGGAUGCGUCAUGGCCGAGAUGCUGUUCAAGGCCGACAAGAAGGACGACAGGGCCGCCCAGCUCUCGGCCAUCUUCCGCGUUCUUGGCUUCCCGGACGAGAGCACGUGGCCGGACUUCGUCGCGGCCGAGGUGCCGCGAGUGUUCUUCUCCGCGCAGGCGCAGCAGCACAACACAAACACGCUGGGAAACCUCUUCCCCCGGGAGACCUUGUCCCAGGACGGCUUCCAAGUCCUGAAAGGGCUUCUCGAGUGCAACCCAGCUAGGCGGCUGACGACGGCCGCCGCGCUCCAGCUCCCGUGGUUCGAGCCCAAGCUCCCUACCCCCACCGACGACGUGUCAAAGUCGUUGCCGCCAGUAAGGAACGUUAUGCGGAUCAAGAUCGUGUCGGCGGGGACACUCAAGAAGAAGACUGUGCUGCGGAUCAAGUUCACUCCGCCGGCGACACCCAAGAAGAAGCUUGGGCGGAUCAAGUUCACUCCGCCGGCGACACCCAAGAAGAACCUUGGGCGUAUCAAGAUCAUCCCACCGGCGACGCCAGGAACGAAGGAGAACCUGCUGCAGCGGAUCAAGGUCAUCCCACCGGCGACACCGCAGAUGAAGAACGUGCUCAGAAUACCACUAGCGAUGUGGAACAAGGCCAUGUAG